Messenger RNA from Rotaria sordida, 495 nucleotides. The record is from the annotation of a GenBank genome assembly. Lineage: Eukaryota; Metazoa; Rotifera; Eurotatoria; Philodinida; Philodinidae.
AUGUCUGCAUUAGAUUUAGCAGCAAUAAAUAAAAUUGAAGAUGAAUCAUCAUCAUCAUCAAUAGAUCAACAAAAUGAUGAUAAUAAAAAAGUAUCAAUAGCAUUUCCAAUAAAAAUUUUUCGAAUACUUGCUAUAACUGAUUUAUUUGAAUUAGGAACAAUUGAUUUUCGAUUUGAUGUAAUUCUUUGGAAUUUUUCAAAUUUAUCAGCAUGUUUACAUCUUUGGCUUUAUUUAUUUAUAUCAGCAUGUAUAGGUGUUUAUUGUUGUUUUCAUUUUUGGGCAUAUAAACGUCUUUCAUUUAUUCCAAUUGUAUCAUCAUUAAAUACAACAGAAAAAUCAAAUAAAAAACCAACUAGUCUAUUAAUAUUUGAUUCGAUAUGGUUUACUUUCUACUGUCUAUAUAUUGGAUUAUUUUUAUUUUUUCCAGUACAUUAUAUUCUUGCUGAAAAUUAUCCAAUUGUUACACGAAUUAUUAUUUUGAUAGAACAAGUAUGA